GGAAAUAUACCUCAGAAAGGACAAUAUAGCCUACUGGACGCGUCACCUGCGGAGAGUACGUGCAGCCAAUCACCGCGCUCUCGAUUGUCAACACCUCCCAUCCAUCCAAUCACAUCCCCAGACGACUAAAAGCCGGAUCUCCUGCGCUUACAGUAAUAAAGCACUGUACACAUACUGCAAGUUUCAUUCAGAAGCAACUCCUGAGAGAAGAAGAAACAUUUCAAGAUGACGAUUGAAAAAAAUUAAUAAUUAACGGAUACUGAUUAUUACAUUUCUUUAUUUUGUUUAUUUAUUUAUUUAUUUAUUUAUAUUUUUUUUUAGCGCCGGUUGCUUUCUGGUGAUUUUAUUCUAAAGAAGACAGAUAUAGGGACUUUUUGAUCUUACAAACAAGAGAAAGAAAAGGAACCCUCGGUAGUUUUUUCCUGAUAAACUCCUCACGAUGGACUCGAACAGAAAGCAUGUGACACCGCGGCUAAUGAUGGCUGUUGGGACAGCAGUAAUCGGCUCCUUACAGUUUGGCUAUAACACAGGUGUCAUUAAUGCACCUCAGCUGAUCAUCCAGAGCUUCUACAAUGAUACGUGGCAUAAACGGUAUAACGAAUUCAUCCCUCCAACCUCCCUCACCAGUCUCUGGGCCAUUUCUGUUGCCAUUUUUUCUGUAGGAGGUAUUUUCAGCUCUUUCACUGUAGGAAUGUUUGUCAAUCGUCUGGGCAGGAGGAACUCAAUGCUUUUGGCUAAUAUCCUGGCAUUUGUAGCAGCUGCUUUAAUGGGCUUCUCUAAACUGGCUGCAUCCUGGGAGAUGCUGAUCAUUGGUCGGCUUGUUGUGGGUCUUUACUCUGGUCUGUCCACAGGCUUUGUACCCAUGUAUGUAGGUGAAAUUGCACCGACGGCUUUACGUGGCGCACUGGGCACUCUGCAUCAAUUGGGUAUUGUCAUAGGCAUCCUGAUGGCACAGGUCUUUGGCAUUGAGUCCAUUAUGGGAAACGCAACAAUGUGGCCUUUCUUGCUGGGCUUCACCUUCGUCCCGGCCGUGAUUCAGUGUGCCCUGCUGCCUUUCUGUCCUGAAAGCCCUCGUUUCCUGCUCAUCAACCAAAAUGAAGAGAACAAAGCCAAGACAGUUCUGAAGAAGCUUCGUGGCACUGAGGAUGUUGGAGAGGACAUCCAGGAGAUGAAGGAGGAGAGCAGGCAGAUGAUGAGGGAGAAAAAAGUGACGAUCCUGGAAUUGUUCCGGUCUCCACUUUACCGCCAGCCGCUCCUUGUCGCAGUCAUGCUGCAGCUAUCACAGCAGUUCUCCGGCAUCAAUGCUGUUUUUUACUACUCUACAAGUAUUUUCAUCACAGCAGGAGUGUCCCAGCCGGUCUAUGCAACCAUUGGUGCUGGAGUUGUGAACACUGUAUUCACCAUAGUGUCUCUGUUUGUGGUGGAGCGAGCUGGACGAAGAUCUUUGCACCUCAUUGGGCUGAUGGGAAUGGCUGUGUCUGCUGUUUGCAUGACCAUUGCAAUGGCACUGAUUGAGACAGUCAAAGAACUUUCAUAUGUCAGCAUCGUCGCCAUCUUUGCUUUCGUGGCCUUCUUUGAGAUUGGACCUGGUCCUAUCCCAUGGUUUAUCGUGGCUGAACUCUUUAGUCAAGGCCCCAGACCUGCUGCCAUGGCUGUGGCCGGUUUCUCCAACUGGAUGGCCAAUUUCAUAGUAGGAAUGAGCUUCCCAUAUGUGGAGCAACUGACAGGCUCGUACGUCUUCAUCAUCUUCACUGUGUUCCUGCUCAUUUUCUUCGUCUUCACAUACUUCAAGGUGCCUGAGACUAAGGGUCGGACGUUCGAUGAGAUCUCAGCAGGGUUUCGGCAGAAUGCAGGCUCUGGAGCGGAGAAGUAUGGCCCAAAUGAACACAACAUGCUGGGCACAGACUCACAGCUCUGAUCCCUGUAUUUUGCUCCCAUGCUGCCUCAGUGGCUCUCUAUAAACCUCUGAUAACAUACUCUAGAGUGUGCUGCAACACCCACUUUCAGAUAGAUGUGUUUAUCUAUUGGCAAGAUAGGAAGCCUGUGGCUGACUCCUGUUUGUGUUCUCUCUUUAUUACUUAGAAGAAUGAGAGUAGCUACUCUGUGGGCCACUUGUGAUUAUUAUAUAUUUUUUUAACAAUUAUGCUAUCACUGUGUGAUCACUGAACACUUGUAUUGCCUGCUGAAAAAGAUGUACACUUUGGAUACACUACUACAUCACAUUAUUGUUUAUUUACACUAGAGAUGCACCGAUACUAAAUUUCUCAGACAAUACGAUAACCAAUUAUUCAGAGUGAUAUCGGCCGAUACCGAUAACCGAGACUGAUAGUUCUGCCUUUUAUGCCUUCUUAUAAAUUAAUAAUGAUUCAUUUAAAAAAAUACAUAAAAAAAUAAUUUAAAAGAAAUCUGAUGCAGAUAAAAACUUUAUUCUCUCCAUUUCAACAAGUUGUUUCACAGUAACUGGUCUCAUAAACAGAAAACACAUUACUCAAAUUAACAGUAAUGCAUGAACUAAAUUCUGAAGAUUAAAGUAAGAUUUCUUAACUUAUUAAAUGUUAUUAAUUCAUAUUAACAUUGACUGAAUUCUAAAAAUCCUCCUGUUAGUCUCACAUUCACUCACCUCAAACAAAAGCAUUUAUACUUCAUCUCUGAACAUCAAACUGGUAAUAUAUAAGAUCAACUUUUUUAUAUAUUAACAUUAACUGGAUAUGAAAUAUACUACUGUACAAAUAUAUUUUCUAUGCAAUAUAUACUACAUUUUUGUCAAACCAUCUUCAUUUAAAUCUUUCAAUGGUGUACUGGCCCUUUUAUUCAGCGCGAGGGCGACAGGGCAGCGGGAAACUUCUGCGGCGUAAAGUUUACUUCCGGUGUAAAAUUUUAGCGGUGCAGAGAUUACAGACAUUACAAACUGCAGUUUUGUCAUCAUUCCACCCAAGAAACAUAUUUACACGCAGCACGAAAUCGAUGUGUUUUCCCGCCCUCUUUUGAUUGACAGGAUAUAAUUGGCCCUGAUCAUCGUAUGUUUUUAAACUAUCAGCCGAUAGCCAAAAGCGGGAAAAGCAGCCUUUAUCAGCCGAUACCGAUUAUCAGCCGAUACAUCGGUGCAUCUCUAAUUUACACCAUUCAUUCCACCUAAAUAAUGUCAGAAUGUCUCUGGAUCAGAAGCCUAUCCCAGGAUUACUGGGUCCAUGUUCAGAAUACAUCCUUGAUGGGACUCCAGUCUAUCUCAAGGCAAGAUGCACACACCUUCACAGACUCAUUCACAGCUAGGGGUAAUUUUGCAUAGCCAAUACACCUACCAACAGGUUUUGGGAGAUUCCGCUUUAGCCAUUUUUACUCAUUUCACAUUUGAAUUUGUGUUAUUGUACUGGCAGAUACAUUUUCUUGUUUCUAGAAAUAAAUUCAUGAAGUAUGCAACAUUUUGAAAUUGGUAAGAAAUUUAUUGAAGUAGCCUUAAUAAUAAUAUCAUAUUUUAUAUACUGUAUACCAUAAAUACAUACAUACAGUGCCCCUCAUUAAUAUUGGCACUCUUGGUAAAUAUAAGCACAGAGGGUAGUGAAAAUUUUUCUUUAUUGUAAAAAUUCACAAAUAUGCUCUGCUCUCACGGAUAUCAAACAAUUGCAAACAACUUCUUUUAAUUAUUGCCCUGAUGGUGGAAAUGGUCAUUUUCAAUGUUUGUGCUAUUUUCUUAUAGCCACUUCCCAUUUUGUGAAGCUCAACAACCUUUUGCCGCACAUCACAGCUAUAUUCCUUGGUCUUACCCAUUGUUAUGAAUGACUAAGGGAAUUUGGCCUAUGUAUUACCUCAUAUGUAUACCCAUGUGAAACAGGAAGUCAUGGUUGAACAAUUUCCUGUUCCUAGUCACCCAGGUGUACAAAAAUAAAUGUAAAAUAUCAAUGGGAAUAUACUUCAAAUUAAUUUUUCUCUUAUGAAUUCAUAGAGGUGCCAAUAAUUGAUGCACACCUAUAUUUAACAAAGUUUUUUUUUAUAUAUAUAUAUAAACCUGUGUUGUGUUUGCAAUUGUUUGAUAUCCAUGAGAGCAGAGUAUUUCUGUGAAUUGUUUGAAAAAAAGAUCCAAAGGUUAAAUAAUUAAAAAAUAAAAAGAUAAAAAAAUCACAGCCUUCUUUGCUCAUAUUUACCAAGGGUGCCAAUAGAAAUGCAUACAUUUACACACUGUUCCUGCUUCCAUCAGACCAAAUAAUUUAAGUGAUUUAUUGAUUUAUUGCUCAGGAUGUUUUUGUGGAAAUAAUACUA
Molecule: messenger RNA, 4254 nt
Organism: Ictalurus punctatus (channel catfish)
Lineage: Eukaryota; Metazoa; Chordata; Actinopteri; Siluriformes; Ictaluridae
Gene: slc2a1a
Product: solute carrier family 2 member 1a
Exons: 10
Coding region: 440-1918 (492 amino acids)
Biological process (GO): monosaccharide transmembrane transport; response to insulin
Cellular component (GO): basolateral plasma membrane; apical plasma membrane
Molecular function (GO): hexose transmembrane transporter activity
Source: RefSeq, a predicted model, not a curated record